Salvelinus sp. IW2-2015 is the source of this 921-nucleotide messenger RNA. NCBI's taxonomy places the organism in Eukaryota, Metazoa, Chordata, Actinopteri, Salmoniformes, Salmonidae. The record is from RefSeq and is a predicted model, not a curated record.
AUGCGCUCCAUUAAGGAUUACGAGCCAAACCUGCUACCAGAGCCCCUGUCCAAGGUCACCUCGAUGCUGACAGCAGAGCCCGUCCAAGGUCACAUCUCUGCUACCAGCAGGGGAGCCCUGUCCAAGGUCACAUCCUGCUGCACAGCAGAGCCCCUGUCCAAGCACCAGGCACCAGGGUCAGCGGUCACCCCCUCUAGCGACCAGGGUCAGCUGUACCCCUCUAGCACCAGGUCAGCGUACCCCCUCUACACCAGGGUCAGCUGUACCCCCUCUAGCACCAGGACGCAGUUACCCCCUCUAGCACCAGGGUCAGCUGUACCCCCUCUAGACCAGCACCAGGGUCAGCGUACCCCCUCUAGCACCCAGGUUCAGCUGUACCCCUCUAGCACCAGGGUCAGCUGUACCCCCUCUAGCACGGCCGUCAGGACCCCCUCUAGACAGGGUCAGCACCAGGGUCAGGUACCCAACCUCUACACCAGGUCCGCAGUUACCCCCUCUAGCACAGGGUCAGCGUACCACUCUAGCCCGUCAGCACCCCCUCGCACCAGGGUCACUGUACCCCCUCUAGCAACCAGGAGUCAGCGUACCCCCUCUAGCACAGGGUCACUGGACCCCUCUAUACCAGGCACCAGGGUCACGUACCCCCUCUACCACAAGAGUCAGCUGUACCCCUCUAGCACCAGAGGUCAGCGUACCCUCUCUGCACCAGGGCCAGUGUACCCCCUCUACAGGUCAGUGUACCCUCUAGCCGGGUCAGUUACCCCCUCUAGCACCAGGUACCAGGGUCAGCUGACCUCCUCUAGCACCAGGGUCACAUGUACCCCUCUAGACCAGCACCAGGGUCAGCUGUACCCCGCUCUAGCACCGGAGUCAGCUGACCCCUCUAGUCACCUAGGGUCAGCUACCCCCUCUAGCACCAGG